AUGGAUAGAAUCAAGGAGAAAAUGAACACCCUCCGUCUGGAGGCCGACGAUGCCCACGCCAAGGUUGAGGAGCUACAGAACAAAGUCAAGGCUCUCGAGCAGGAGAAUCUGGCAAAGGAACAAGAAAUCAAAUCUCUCACUCACCGGAACCAGCUGCUGGAGGCCGAUGUCGAGAAGCUUGAGGCUGAUCUGAAGGAUGCCAAGGCAUCGGCCUCCGAAAAUGCUCAACACGGUACACAGAACGAGUCUCUGCAAAGACGUCUGCAGCUCCUCGAGGAGGAGGCCGAGGAAACUGACAAGACCCUUCGUGAGACGAAUGAGAAGCUUCGCCAAACUGACGUCAAGGCUGGACAUUACGAGCGCAAGGUCCAGGCGCUUGAGACUUCCCGUGACCAAUGGGAGGCUAAAUAUGAACAGAUGUCGAAGAAGUAUGAGGAUUUGCAGAAGGAGCUGCGGGACCUGGAAACUCUCAUGGGCAAUGUGUAG
Messenger RNA from Histoplasma mississippiense, 486 nucleotides. RefSeq lists its product as hypothetical. The coding region runs from base 1 to 486 and encodes 161 amino acids. Gene Ontology annotation, biological process: actin filament organization; mitotic cytokinesis. Gene Ontology annotation, molecular function: actin filament binding. Lineage: Eukaryota; Fungi; Ascomycota; Eurotiomycetes; Onygenales; Ajellomycetaceae. Gene Ontology annotation, cellular component: actin filament; actomyosin contractile ring. The transcript is spliced from 3 exons. The record is from RefSeq and is a predicted model, not a curated record.